Messenger RNA from Morone saxatilis (striped sea-bass), 11890 nucleotides. RefSeq names its product microtubule associated protein 4 like (gene map4l). The record is from RefSeq and is a predicted model, not a curated record. The coding region runs from base 149 to 3658 and encodes 1169 amino acids. Gene Ontology annotation, cellular component: neuron projection. Gene Ontology annotation, biological process: microtubule cytoskeleton organization; neuron projection development. The transcript is spliced from 18 exons. NCBI's taxonomy places the organism in Eukaryota, Metazoa, Chordata, Actinopteri, Moronidae. Gene Ontology annotation, molecular function: microtubule binding.
UUGCGUCUGAGUCCUGGCACCAGUCUGCUCCGCAAGCAGUGAAAGGUGGAGAGAUUUUCACCAUCACACACUCUUGACAGUCACACACGCGCGAGCACACACACACACUCCGCGAAAGAAACGGGACACGUCGAAGCGUAACAGGACUAUGGACCUGAGCCUGCGAGAUGCUCUGGGUGGGGGUGGAGGAGGGGUCCCUGGGGGGGCACCUGCCGAGGCCCUGCUGAAGAGAGACUUUGUGGCCACGCUGGAGAAAGAGAGCUACGAUGACAAGGUUGGAGAGACGGUCUCCAAGAGCGACUACCGACCCUUGCUGGAUGGAAAGGACGCCAAGAGCGGUCCAGGGAUGAUGUCAUCAAUGAUGUCAUCAGGGGGACGCCAAGACCCACAAGGACAGCCUGCCUUCAGCUCUGACUACCUGUCUGGUCCUAUGAUGGGGGGGAGGACAGAUCAGUGGAGCCUGAACAAGACAAAGGACAGCAGCAUGCCUGACUCAUUUCUAGGCUUCUCUCAGUCUGGGAUGGGAGGGACCAUGGGGUCCACCCUGCCACCCUUCCAGACCAGUAUGAGCUCGGCUCUCGGCCAGACUGGAAUGGGGUCAGCUAUGGACACCCAGAAGAGUUCUGGCUUGUUUGGUGUGGAAAACAAAACCAGCAGUAACAGCGGUGGAAACAGUCCGUUUAAAACCAGCGAUCUGUUUUCUUCUGGUGGCCCGGGAAUCCACUCUACGGAUCAUUCCACAGCUCCCGUCCUCUCACCCAGCGGCUCAAUGGACGACAGCAGUCCCACUUCCUCCAACUCCGAACCCCUCAGCCCUGAGAGAGUGGGGCUGGGGGGCGAGGCUGGCAAGCAACAGCAGAGACGUAAGAAGAAGAAGAGGAAGGGCCAUGACGGGGUCUACGACUUCUUGGAUAGCCAGAAGAAUAACAUCGGCAAAUCAGACGAGCAUGGGAUGCAGGAUAAAAGCCAAAGGGAGGUGGAGGACGAUGAGGACGAGGAGGAGAACUGGGAUUCAUGGGAGAUCAGAGAGAGUGGAGGAGGGGGUAGGGUGAAAGGCAAGAAGACUAAGAGUCGGGCAAGACUUCCAGAGGAGUGGGGAGUACCCCAACAGCCCAUCUCUGCCAUGCCAGCUACAGUCACACCUGCCGGUGCUAUAACUGCCAGCUCUAGUCCUUCUGACUCCAAAGCUGCAAACUCCAGCCCCAGUCCUGUUUUGCCCUCUGCCCCAGCACAAAUACCCACAAGUUUCACCAACCGUUCCCAUGUUAGCCUUGUAACAGAUUCAUCUCCACGCUCUUACGAGCCGAUGUGUGUAGACGAUUUCCCUACGCCUGCUAAAGAUGGUCAAAAAGUGAACGAAGAGAAAGUUUUAACCAGCAAACUCGAACCCAACAAUAGCUCAGCAGCCAGUGCCGGCAAGAGUAGUGCAGCUGGGGAUGUUAGUGGUAGUUUGGCAUUGAUGACAGGGGACAAUCUGAGCCCAGUCUCCCAGACCUUCUCUUUCUUGGAUUCAGUCCUUCAGACCCCUCCAGGCUCCACUUCUGACUCACUGACCACCACCCCUAUCACCAACACCCCCUCCCUUGCUACCGCUCCCCUGACAAAGUCCACUCCAACAGACACCAUCAUCCCUGCUUCACAAGCCAGUUCUGUUUCCAACCCGUUCAAGAGCACUCCAGAACUUCCUCCUACUUCCGCAUUGUCCACCAACCCAUCACUCUUUCCUGCCACAAUCACACACGCUCCAACAUUUGCUGUUGGAUCAGCCCUCAACGUUGAUGCAAAGCCUUUUGUCCCCUCAGCCACACUCAUAGCCUCCACAGCCGCACCCAGUGCGACUGCAGCCACUCCUGUUGUUAGUACAGCAGCAGCCUCCACAGGGACCGCUGCUCCUGCGUCCACUGCCACCUCAGCCACGCCCCUUAGUUCCUCACCUUCCCCCUGUAAGAAUGAAGCCACUACCACAUCACCACCAGACACUGCCCCCAAAAAUAUAGCCACGCCCAUUAGCCCAGCAACGGCCACCCCCCCUCCCUCCAACACCCCCGCAGCCCCUCCCUCUCUCCCUGCACACUCAGAGCACCAGGAGUCCUCGUCGUCACAGCUCCCCCCACUGGAAGUGAAACCUGACAACAAGGACAAGCAGGAGAAGACAGACAUGAUGUCCAGCAAGACGGACAAGGUCGAUGCCUUUGACAAGAAAGAGAAAGAGGAGCAGCAGAAGAAGGACAACGGUCCAGACAAGAACCAGAAGUCCGAGAAGAUUGUCAAAGAUGAUGAAAAGAUGGAGAAGAUGAACGCGGAGAAAAACAACAAGGCCAACGAGAAGGCGGAGAAGGUGGACAAACCGGAGAAGACCAACAAAGACGAAAAGAAGGAAGAGGAAAAGAAGCCUGCUGAGAAAAAGGAGGAGAAGGGGGGGAAAGGGACAGCCAAGUCUCCAACAGGCAACGGUAGCAAGACUCUGCCAAGCCCUGACAGCAAGAGCAAGCCUGAUGUGGGUUCAGCUAAACCAAACUCAGCUAAAUCCCGCCCAUCCACCCUCUCCACCAAUGGCGAGGCCACCUCAGCCAAACGCCCCUCCCCCACCUCAGCCAAUAAAAAAAGCCCUGUACCCAAGGCGACCACACCCACUGCCGCCAAGCGGCCACCAGCAGCAGCUGGCUCGGCCAAAGCUGCCAAGACUCCAGAUAAUGGGACGGCUGAGAAACGCCCAUCUGUGCCAAAGGCCACGCCCACUCCCCGUGCAGCUGCCAAUAAGAAUGGCUCCUCUGCGACUGCUGCAAGUAAAACUGCUGCGAACAAGAAUGACAAGACUGAUAACAAGACGGGGGAGCCCAAGAAACCCAAGACUACAGCCCGUCCUCGUCCUGCCUCCACCACCACUCCUGCUACUCCGGCUGCCUCCACUAACGGUGAAGCCAGCUCCUCUCACCGCCGCCGGGUCAUCACCAAACCCCCCGUGCCCAAGCAGACCCCAAUGGAGAAGAAGCCGCCGGUGCCACGCGCUCCACGUACCCCCCGGCCCAUCAACGCUCCGACACCUGACCUUAAGAACGUCCGCUCCAAGAUCGGAUCCAUUGACAACAUCAAGUACCAGCCUGGUGGAGGAAAGGUCUCCUCCACCCAGAACAACAAGGCAUCAGACCCCGCCACCCCUGCCAGCAAGGCCAGAGUUCAGAUAGUGCACAAAAAGCUGGACUUCAGCCAUGUCACGUCUCGCUGUGGCUCCAAGGACAAUAUCAAACAUGUCCCUGGAGGUGGCAAUGUGCAGAUCCUGAAUAGAAAGGUUGAUGUGAGCAAGGUGACAUCCAAAUGUGGCUCCAAGGAUAACAUCAAACAUAAGCCAGGUGGAGGUGAUGUGAAGAUUGAGUCCCAUAAGCUCAACAUUAAAGCUAAGUCUAAGGUUGGAUCCAUGGACAACGUGGGGCCAGGCAACGGACAAACCAAUGGUCACAAGGAGGAGAAAACAGAGGAGAAGACAUCUUCACCCCCGAGUGGCGCUCCGACAACAGGACCAGCAGGCGUUGCUAAGGCAACAGCACCAGGAGGUGUUGCUAAGGAGAAUGGGGUGAAGGAGACCACACCUACUCCGUUUGGGGGAGACGGACUGAGGGAGCCCCUUAGCAUAGACAAACGCAUCACUGAGACAAAUUGAGUCCCAGUGACCUGUAGAUUUUGGUGGGACACGCAUGGCGCUCGCCGACCUGCCAAUCGACCGACCAACCAACCUACCACGGCGCAGUCACUUCCCUCUGGCCCCGCCCUUCAUCUCGCCCACCGCAGCACCGAACUGACCGAUCACCUCUCAGUGUUUCUCUGGGGUCCGCCUGCCAGCUUCCUGCUACCAACCCUGACCUUCGACCUCUUGACGCCCUCGGGCUGACGUUUGGCCCUGCCUACCACAGAGAAGAGCACUUGCUGUUUGUCUGUGUUUCUCUGUGCGGGGUUCCACCAGCUUCUCGACUGAUAAAAUCCCCUCGUAAGCACUGAUUUAGAGGACUUCAACCUCAAGAUGCAAAUUGAACAACCCCAGCGCAAUAAAUCCACUACAGUAGUCAGUGCCGUAUGGAAGUAUACUGAGCAUAGCCAGUUUUUAAUAGAAUAUUUCCACAACUGAGUCCCACACGUGCCCCAAUAGCACAAACACCCUGCCUCAGAACUCUGUUCCUAAGGCUAAUCUAUGGUCCUUCUCACAGGCAUUCAAAAGCACUUUUGAUGUUCCAACCUUAUUUUCCCCACCUCCACCCCCAUUCCGUGUCCGCUUAGGUCCAGACCACCCUAACCAGAUGAUGAGGGUCUGCUACCGGCCAACAGCAGGGCAAAUACGGUCAAGUCUGCUUUAUAUCAACACAUUCCAGCCUCCCAGCCAGCCAGCAAUUAUUUCCAAAUCUACAGUAUCUACAGCACUGCACGUUGUCAAAUUAUAGGUAAUUCUGCAGCUCACCCAUCAAACAAUAUCUCCUAUUACAUCACUCAGUAUCAUUGCACCAGUUUGUCUCCCCAAACUAUAUUACAUACAAUAAUUCUUCUUUAUCUCUGGGCUAUUUCUGUCAUGAUGCUCACAAUUAGCAGUGAUCGGUGCAGAGGACAAGGGCUUAUGUACAGUGGAGCAGAGGAGAUACAAUUGGAGAAGUUUGGAAAUAGAUCUAAAGAAUGAAAAUAGAUCUAAAGAUGGAGUUCAGAAUCAGUGCAGAGGCUUUCAGGACGUCAGACAAUUUCUGUGGUACGUUUCAAGAAAAGAUGCAUCCAUUCAGAGUACUUACGAGGAAAUUUUGUGGGUAGAACAAAGCAGACGACUUUUACCACAAUUAGAAACAAUAUUUUAUGAUGUGAUUAGUGCAUGAUAAUCCUUAGGAGAGGCAGUGAUGAUGGAGCUCUGCUGCUUCUUUGGGUAGCCUUGGCUCAAAAAGGAUCUGGCACUGAGCACAGGUAUUUGAUCUUGAAGCCAAGUAUUUUCUAAGUUAAGAUCACAGUAUCUGACCUUGAAAGAGUGAUUAUUAAUUCAAGCUGAAGGAGUGAUCUUAAACAGAAGUAUUUAAACUUUUCUGAUAACUGUUAAACUGCUAGCUGCUGAACCUUUUGGUCAAGCAACAUGAAGGCAUUAAUGCACAGUAUACCAUAUGUAGCACUUUUCUUACUGCGGACAGCGUCAACCACCGUGUCACAGGCUGCGGUGUAAAGACCCGGUCACACCAGCACUUGAAAUGGCGAGAUUUUACGGAAAAAUCAGUUUAUUGUGAUGGAAUCAAAGAACUGUGUUAAUAAACUGCUAGAAUCUGUGGUUUCGUUCACACAAGCAAAGUUUCAAGUUUGUGAACUUUGCCACCAUUGACCAGUAGCAAGCCAUUUUAACUGUGCUGUCCUUUGAUGGAUCAGAGAGCUGGAAAGUCCAAAUUGUAGGAAGCUAUUGUAGCUGGCUUAUUAGCUGUGUUACACCUACCACUUUAAUUUACACACUUCUGUUGGAGUAUACUUUGCUCUACGAAACAGGAAUGGUUUGCAGACAGUUAUGAGACAGGAGUCGUACAAAUCGUCUCUGAUUUAACUGUGUAAAUGCAUUCUCCCAGUAGCAAUGGUGCCAACAAGCUUAAUAUUCUUGCUAGCUCAGAGAGUUUUCCCCCUCUUCAAUAAGGGAAUGAAAUGCAGUCCUGAUAACAAAAUGCCAUGAGGAAGUUAACGGUACAGUACAGAGUAAGUAGGAAGAACCUCAGAGAACUGUUGUGGCUGACUAGCACUAGUAUGUUAGCUGACCAACUAGCCCUGCGAUUAGUCCCUAUGUCCCCAAGCUACUACAACUACAUGUUUCAGGAAGACAGAGGAAUGAAUUUCACAAUGCCACAUUCUGGUGUGACCGGGACUUAAUUCACUACAAUACUCUUUAUUCUUUAGUUGGAUGCCCAUUAGCUUCCACAAAGUGGUCGCUAGUCUUCCUAUGACACAAUAUCUUGAAUACAUUAGGGUGUACACAGGUCUGUAGAGUAUGUUACCCACCUCUGGGGAUAUUGAGUGUGAUAGCACUACUUCAUUUUACUGUUCACAUUCUGAAGCUCACUCUUUGAUUUAGAUCAGUCCUGGUCACAUGGGACUUAGCACAAGCUUACAAACUAAGAUGGGUGUUUCAGCACUGCAGCCCCAUUCAGUUUGGGUUGAUGGAAGUAUUAAAAAAUGACCCAAAAAAAGCACCUUAAGCAGCAGACCUAUUUCAGUGACUUACAAACCCUUAACCUUUAUCUUUAAAUAAGCUCAUAUAGUCAUAUGUCCGACCCUUCGCAUGACAUAAUAAUAAUUUUGGGGCAUUAAACCCUUUAGUCUUAAUUUCCUCAAUAAGACUAUUGCUAUCACACCACAUGCAACCCUGUCCUCCUGCACCAUAACUCUUUCCCACACUGUCUAAUCGCUUGAUCCCAGACCUCCCAUGUACCCACAGUGCCGCCCAUACGCCUGUAGACUCUCCUGUGAGGGACCCCAGCAGUCACCUUAAGCUCUGUCUAGCAUUUACAGUUCACAUGAGGCUAUCUGAGACAGACAGACAGACAGCGCCUUCCUUCUCUUGCGCAUGUGGCACUUCCUGGUCAUGUGGUUCACCCCAGUGGAGAGGGGGUGGGGCUAGAGAGCCACACCCUCUUUUAAGUCCUCCCACUAGCUGGUGUGUCUUAGAAUCCUCUCUGUGAGACCUGUUAACUUUUUUCACACACUUCCACAUAAGCACAGAUUUAUACAGGAAAGCACACACACGCUUGUUGGUGUGCAUGCGCACACACACACACACAAACAGAAGUCAGCACAUAUACACACAUACAGUAUGGUACACACAAACACAAAUCGGCACCCUAAAAUAAAAACGGUAUGCUGUUCAUAGAAGCAUUUCUCUGUUCUAGAAUGAAACCAACUCUUUAUUGUGUUUUGGUGGUCUACGCUGAUAUUGUUAAAACAAUGAUGAGCUGUGUUGUUGUUCCUAUCAUAGUCAUUGUCGGACAUUUUCAUCAUAGGCUCACUUCAUCCUCACUCUUUCUCGUCUAUUUCCUCUGCCCGUGUUUCACUCUUCACUCCAACUCUCUGACAGCAAUACAGGGUCUUAGUUGGGAACGCUUCCUGUUACCUGCGCAUACAAUUGACGUACAGACAGAGAGAAAGAGAGAGAUGGACAGAGAACAACCACAGAGGUUAACAGGGAGUUAUGAGAGGGACGAGUUUACUUGCAGGAGGAACUGUCAGUUAAAGGGAAUAAUGUUACAUUCAUGGCAAGUCUGAAGAUGGCAAAUUCUUUGCAACUUUUUACUGAUUUAUUUACUAGAGACUGUGUAGCAGAUUGAACUAAGAGCUACUAGUAAGCCACUUGACUUGGUGACAGGUUUCUAGUUAUCUAUUGUUAAAUAUUUUACUAAACAUCUGUAUUGUAAAUAGAUGGAAGUUAAAAGCUUUUGAAAUGCUUAUUUUGGUCAGCAUUUUCUUGUUCUUUGUUUUGUAUAGGAUAUCACUGGAUAUGCACAAAAUAUAACAAAGGUUAAAAAAUGAUUAAAAUAUUAUUUUACUACACUGGACAGCAGGAACUGCCCAGCUCCAAAAUGCCAUGAAUGCAGCAAUAUUUCAGCAACGCAGAACCGAGAGCGGCCUGGAAAUACUGUAGUUGGGGCCAGCAAGUGCUGCUUGAUGUUGUCUUUCAAGUGAACUAAUCUGCACAUGUAAAAUAGAAAUUCACAUUUUAAGUGAUGGAAACAUUAAAAUGGUCCUAGUAUACUUUGAAUCAGCGGUUGAUGAGAAGUAAGUCUGAAGUUGUAGGGGAUAUUAUUCUUGCUCACUUUCCACAAUUAUUAAAUGUCUUUAAUGAUCAAGUAUGAAGAAAAAGGCAACUUUUUUCAGCCUGUUUGUAUUAUUUUAGGAAAUAACCUAAAUUCAUUUUUAAUUGAUUAAAACUACACUGUGAUGUGCUGUUGAUUUACAGACCAAACACAUUGUCAUGUGUCAGUCGCAGCAGUAAAACGAGUAGAAGCAGCCACCUUAAAGCAGACGGCCCUGUCUACUCACAGUCAUUGCAUUGGGCAUUAGGAAUUGGUCUCCGCUGAAACAAUGAAGGAUUAGUGACGAGUUUGUGGGGUGUUGCCGUAGUUGUCAGAUGUGUGAAGUGUUACUACUGCAUCCAUCCUGUAGAGAGCGCUGCGUAGCCUCUGGAACACUGAUAGUCUGGCUCUGAGACUUAACAAAGGCUGACUGAGAAACCUUGCAUCACCAGAAGCUUCAUUAGAGUUACAUACCAUUCUCAUUUAAACUAGCUUUGAUGGCCACACUAUAUUAUUGUGUCUGGAAUACUAAAUAUUAUCUAAAUCAUAUGAAUUAUGUACAGUUCCCCUUAAAACUCAAAAGUCUUGUGCACUCUGAACACAGUCUUGUUCAGUUAUUGAUGCACUGAAGUGAUAUAAAAGUUGCUUUACUGUAUAUUGGUAAAACAUUGUCUACUGUGUACUGUACAUGUGUGCUUUUGGAAGCAAAACAGUCUUGGUAGUUAGAUCAAGUUAUGAUAAUCAAAGAGCAAGUUAUCAAAUAGUCAACAAUAAAGACUAGACAAGUAAAAGCAACAUAUACGCAUAUUUGAUAUUGUACUGUUCCCUCCAAAUCAUUCCCAUGAGUUGCCUAAAAGCAAAACAUGAUACCUGACAUAUGUGUGGAUCACAUGUGAAGACGAUAAUGUGAAUCUUUCUUCGGGAAUAGAAGAACAAAGGGAUGAAAGCACUUUGAUAGCUGUAGACAGUGGUUUGUGUAUAUAAAAUAGGAGCCAGUUGUAGUCUUAAUGUGUGUUGGAAGCUCAGUGUAAGAGUUUGUCAGAUUAGAGGAUUUUAGUGGAACUUUGGUCAUCAGUGUUGUACUAUUGGCUAUGAUGGUUUAACACUCAACCCUUCAGUCUGCCCUCAUGUUGUUCCUGUCAACAUUCACUGGUUAUUACUGUCUGACCAAGCUACAAAGCCACAUUCCCAAAGUGGGUACGUUUCUGUUUAUGGUCAGUUAAAGGACCAUACUAAACUUUUAGGAGCCUUAUUUCAGAGGAUUAGCAUCAGAAGUACUACUGGUAGAACGUGUUGUUAUGAAUGAAUUUCUCUCCUUUAGCAUACAGUAUGUUCAGUAAUUGUAAGUUACUUUUGUUAUCCUAAAACAAUGACAACUUGUAGCAGUUCCAAUGCUGCACGGUUAAUUCAUUCAUGAUAAGCAGCCAAACCUGUAAAACCGAUAUAAGGCGGUGCACUUUGCAUUGCACAUACACCGGAAGCCAGUUAGCCAGACAGCUAACAAGUUUUCGAAAGGGAAGUUGUUGGUGAUUUAUGAACUUACAGGCUAUAAACUAGAAACUAAUUCCUGUUAAGGGUCAUAUCUUGCAUAACUUUGCGAGCAAAACUAUACAAAUAGUUUCUAGAUUUAGGUACAGAACAGAUCAAAUGCAGGUAUCAGUUGUCUGGAGAAGUUUCAAUACAGUUUAGUACUGGAUUAUUUUGGUCGAUACCAAAAUGUAUCAGAUAGGAUAAAUCACUAGGCCACCAGGGCAAUGCAAGAUGACGGUGAAUCAUCAGUAGCUGUGUAAGUGACUUUACAUCAAUUUGUCAUAAAUAACAAAGAUACAUUUGAAAACAUUUAGAAACUCUAAUAACCAAAUUUAAGGGAACAUAAAAAUGUUUAUGUUGUGUGUUUAUCUACAAAAAUGAACAUCAGCCAAAUGAAUACACAAUUGCAAUCUCUUUUAAAUCUAUUAUCUGCCAGACUAUACUUCCCAUGCUGUAUGCUAAAGUAAUAACACAUGGGGCUAUCCAGUAGAGCUAAAUUAUGGUUCCAAAGAUCAAUGGGCAACCUGAUCCAUUAAAGUUUGAUUUAAUUUGAUAUAAUCACAGAGGGUAUGGUUAGGUUUCAGACUAGAUGUAUGCCUGUAGUACUCAGUAGUAACCAGUAUGGUUAUUUGUGAAAUAAAACUAACGUGCAGCAUUGCAGCUUGGACAAAAGGUAAUAACCAGAUUCACUUUGAUGUCCGUCCACAAAUGUUUGAUUCCCCAGUUAUAGCGCUUGAAUACCACCCUUCCACUAGUAGCUCACGCUGUCCCUUGUAUAUAGUUUCCACUAUGUUUUUAUCACUCCAGAAGUAACUCAAAUAAAUGAAAAUCAAACAAAAAAAGAAAAAAAAAAUCUUACUUCUUAACAGGGUGUCGUGGGUGUUGACAGAUGAGCUUUCACGUUCAUAAACCUGUUACUGUUAAGGUCAAUAAUGGUAUUAUUAUAAGAUUGAAAGCAAAAGGAAGGAAAAGUGUACUUUUUCUUUUUUCAGAGUCUGCCUUUUUUCCUCCAAGAAAAGGGCUGCUGAAGUUUCAAGAAUGUUUUUAAAAUGUAUUAAAGAUGCAAGAUUAUGAAUACAUGUAUGAGGUUUGUCUCUGUUCUGUUUUGGAAGAUAGGUCACACAUGGAAACACUAUUUACUGGAUUCAAAUUGACGGGCAGGAAGGGGGGCAGUGUGUGUCGUGUUUAGUAUGGUCCAACUCAACAGGAAGCAAACCGGAAUCGCAGAAACCCAAAUACCACACUUAAGAAUUGGUUGGCAAACAGAAAGGAACAACCGAUCGGUUUCCACUUUGGUUUAAAAUGCACUACUGUGACACCUGACACACACUGGUCAGCCCUUUCUCCCACCAUCCGCCACCCCCCCGUUAGACUAACCAGACUUAGUCUUUUGGCAUGUGGUAGAGAGUAAUGUUCUGUAUUAGACAGCUCCUAUAUAGACACCUUGACAUACCUACCAACACGGACUGAAUUAAGGGAAGUUUUGGACCAAAUUAUCUUCUCAGUGUCAGUAACAAAGGCUGAGAAUAACGGAACAAUUUGGACCAAUUUGCACUAUUAAAAAGCAUAGGCUAAAUCAGUAGACGCUGAGCUCAAACAUUAAGUUUGUUGUUUAAGACAGUAAGUUUGAACUCAGACUUUCCUUCUAAGAGAGGUGGCUAAUUGCCUGAAUUGUGAAAACAAAGGGAGAAAGGGUAACUCCAGAAUAAAAGGGAGUGUUGGUAGAUAUGCACCUGGAGCCCCUAGCUGUGUCUCCCACCUACAGACGCGUAUCAGCAUCACAGCACUGAAAAGUAGCUUUCUCUUCUUGUGUCCUCCACCACAUAUACAGCAACUACCAGACGGUAGUGCAGUAAAACCAAUAUUCCAACUGUUUAUCAAGGAGAGCACAGAGUUAGGACAAUAAAAUAUGUAUUGAUUGUAUUUAUUAGGCCGGCUUUGUUCAUAGGAUUCAAGUUUUUUGAUUAUACCUACUUAUACCUAAACUUUAGGCUGCAUGUCCAAAUUGUCCUCACAAACAGAGGGAACAGGCAAAAAGAAUCUGCUUUUCAGUACUGUGGAGUGGAUCCACUGUAGCGUGUGCUGUAUUAUUCUGUAGGGCACAACACCAUAGCAAGAGCAUGCAGAAGACAACAAACAAACUGCUGGUUGUUAGAGGCAUCUGUCCUAUUAGAUAGAGCUCAUCUCCCCCUUCAAUUCUGAAUAUUUGGUAUGAAAGAGAUGUUUAUUGUGAUUAAUUGUUAACCAGUGAUGUGAAUAUUAAUCAUGAAAUAAAAAGAUGAGCAAAAUACCAGGCAGUGUCACAGCUGUGUCAUUUCUUUUACACUACACACAUUGUAGUGUAGGCUAUUUUUACACAUUGAUUGACCUUUUUAACCUUUUUCACCUGAGUGUUUAACCUGCUUCAGUGCUCUAGCAUUCAGUGUGAAAUGGUUUUUGGAGCUGUAAAUGCAAUAUGUUAAUCGCAGACUGAAAGUAGGCAAAAGUACAGAAGUCAUUCAUUGUGCAGAAUGGCUGAUUUCAGAAGGAUUAUGCUACAUUAGUGGGUAAUAAUGCAUUAAUGUGUAAUGUCUCACUUU